AUCUGUUGUCCCGUCCUGCAGCCGUCCGGAUUCUUUGCAGUCACCAGCGUUCUCGGGAUGUGUUUGCUGGAGACAUGUUUGUCCUCCCCAGCCUUUGCCCUCAUCGGGGUCCUGGCCGUGGGGUAUCUCACGCUAAGCCUGGGGUGGAAGAUACUGCGAGGCUUCCUGGCGCAUGUUGUCUCUGAAUGGUGGAAGACGGACCUCAAGAAAUAUGGAGGAUGGGCGGUGGUCACCGGCGCCACAGACGGGAUAGGAAAAGCCUACGCUCAGGAGUUGGCCAAGAGGGGUUUCGACGUCGUCCUCAUCAGUCGCACGCUGGAGAAGCUGAAGAAAGUCGCAGAGGAGAUCGAGCGGGAAAGUGGACGCAAAACGAAGAUAAUCCAAGCGGACUUCACGAGAGGCCUUGAGCUCUACGACUCGAUUGAGGAUGGUCUGCAGGGCCUGGACAUCGGAAUUCUCGUAAAUAAUGUGGGAAUGACUUACACUGAGGGGUCCGUGCUGUUCCUGGAUGUCACGGACAUUAAGAAGCGCACGACGGACAUCAUUAACUGCAAUAUAACAUCCAUGAUUCAGAUGACCCGGAUCGUCCUUCCUAACAUGGUGAAGCGGAAGAAAGGGCUGAUCAUUAACCUGUCGUCUGAAGCCGGCACCCGACCGUAUCCCAUGAUGACCCUAUACAGCUCUACUAAGGUCUUCAUGGAUUUCUUCUCCCGCUGUCUGAACACAGAAUACGGCUCGCAGGGGAUCACCGUACAGUGCGUCAUGCCCCUCCUGGUCUCCACCAAUAUGACGCGCAGGAUGGAGACCAACUUGUUCGUGAAGACGCCCGAGAGUUUUGCACGCGAGGCCCUGAACACCGUGGGGUACGUCAGCCGGACCAGCGGAUGCCUCUCCCACUCGCUCCAGAGUUAUGCCGUACGCUACGUACUCCCCGAUUUCCUCCUUUUGUCCCCGCUGUUCCCCCGCUUAUCUCGGAUGCUCGACAAACACGUACAGGACAGAAUGAAAGCCGAAUAAGUCACGUAUAAGGCGGGGGUCCUCGCGUCCGGGGCCCGGGGUCCUCGCUUCCGGGCCCGCCACCGUCUACAUGUCCCGGUUGUUAAAUCCUCUUUUUUUCUGAAAUAAAAACCUCAAUAAAAUUGAA
Molecule: messenger RNA, 1144 nt
Organism: Spea bombifrons (plains spadefoot toad)
Lineage: Eukaryota; Metazoa; Chordata; Amphibia; Anura; Pelobatidae
Product: very-long-chain 3-oxoacyl-CoA reductase-B-like
Exons: 11
Coding region: 58-1017 (319 amino acids)
Cellular component (GO): endoplasmic reticulum
Molecular function (GO): oxidoreductase activity
Source: RefSeq, a predicted model, not a curated record